ACCAAGUACUAUAUUGUGUAUGUUUUGUCUACGAAAUACGUAUUGCAGUGAUUUACACACAUUUUUCGGUAUGUUUGGAAACGAUUUGAUCACAUUCAUGGAUCUAUAUAAUUAAAACAGUGUUUUGGUGAUCCAAAGUUCGGAUAUUUCGCAUAAUCUGAAAACAACCGGUGGUUAUUCGGCGGUGUAUAGAAAAUAUAUCUGAAAAGCAACAUGGCGGUUGAAUUCCUGUGAAUGUUUGGCGGUAUAUUGUGUCAACAAAUUAGCAUGUAUACAUGCCAUUGAAUUCAAGGAUAAGUAUGAAUUCUACAUCAGAAGACCCUACAUAGAAAUGCUUGUUAUCAAGAAGAAUUUCUGAUUUGUAAAUGUUUUGGAGUUAAAAUGUGAUCCCAUAUGUCAGAAAUGGGUUAACAAUUCAAUGUGGUCUAUGAAGUGUUACGCAGGGAAAUAUUUUGUAAACAACUUAUCGGAUAACAAGGAUUUAUUGCAGUGAAAACUAUCGGUAUCACAUAGCUGGAAUUAAAUCAGGCUUCAUAGUGAUUUCGUGUUAAAAUCGCCAAAGUGACGCACAUGUCCCGUAAUACGGGGCCCCGGCGCCCCUUGGUUCUGCCCCCAGAGAGCCGAGAGAUUCUCACAUCUAUCAGAGACUCAUUAAAUAAGCGAACAGACCCUGGCGUACAACCACAGCCCCAGCCGAAACCACGAGACUCGUCUGAUAUAACUCAGCCUAGACGGGAUAGCGUUUCAUCUGGAUCUAGCGGUACUCCUAGCCUGACAAAAGCAGCCGGUCAGGCCAAUGGUGGGAAUGCGCAGAACAAGAAUAAGUAUACUGUAAAUGCAUUACAGUCUAUACGAGAGGCCCUUAAGCCAUAUAAGACCCAAGACUCGGGAAAUUCAAGCCUGGAGUCUUCUCAAGACGGGUCUUAUGCGGAAACGAAUAAGAUGGUUCUUCAGCAACUAGGGUUGACAGAGGAGUCUGAAGUGAAGCACAAGGAGAUCAGUGAAUCCUUACAUCACCUGCAGAGUAAUGGUAUGAAGAGGUUCCAGCCUGGGACAAAACGGUACGUGGAAACAGUGAGUCCGGGCUCAGAUAGUGCCAGUACCGGUUCUGACACCCACGUGCAGUCCGUUUUCAACACAGCUAUACCCGGGCAACAGGGUGGGGGUAGAAACCCGACCACAAUAUCUUCGGGAGCAACUCGGGUGAUAAGUCCGCCACCUGUUUCACAAACUGGCAUCAUGGUGAACGGGCAUCAGACACCUCCCCCUGUACCGCCCCGUCUCCCCAUGGCGGUCACAGUUGGCAGUGGGGUGGCAGGGGUUCAGCAUGGGCAGUCGCCUGUGAAUUCGGAGCACAGUUUUACAUUGACUCACUCCUCCAUGGGUACACCUAAAAAUCAUUCAACGCCUGUCAAUGUAGUGAAUAGUCGACCAGUGUCUGGAAUUUCCCCGGCGAUGUUGAAUGAAUCUGGGAGUAUUGCAAGACACAUGGUGUCACCUAUGGGCAUGCAUUCCGAACCAGUGACUAUAAAAUACCCCUCUCCCGGUCAGCCUCCGCCUUACAGUAUAAGUGGUGGAAACUCACGGCAACAAAAAGGUCCCUCUAUUAAGAUCACUUCGAGUGGUCAAACUAUACAUGUUCAGCGCCAACAUGAGCAAUUUAAAAUACAGCUCAAUCACUCGGGUUCGGGGAAACCAGUGGAUGUUUACCCGAGAAACCAGCCCCCCAUUCAUACACAAGUGGUAGAAAGUACCUCGGUGCAUAAACCCCAAGCCCAGAAGGCUACGAUGCCAAUUCAACCACAAGACAAGCUCGUGCCAGGCAAUAAGUACACAUCUUCUGUCCAGACAAUGGUUAACAAUGGCCAGCAGCAGAAACAACAACUAAGGGGUGUUCAGAUAAGUUAUUCUGAUGGACAGAAUCAUAUAAUUUAUCCGCCAGAAAGAAUGACGCCAGAGCAGCAGCAUGCGUAUCAGCAGAGAAUCCAGCAAAAUUUCAACCAUCAUAGCCCGUUGUCUGUUCAUAUUAAACUCAGACCAAAUCAGCAUCUUGUAAAUCAAAACGAACUGUAUGGUCCGGUUGAUACGUCUAUUUCAACCUCACGUUCAUGUUCACCAUUGUCCAAUUCGACAAAUAGAAACCAGUCUCCAAUGUCCAUUUCAUCGACCAACUCCGACAUUCCAGAUCAUCCCCCGCCCCCCUAUCCUGGCCAGGGCCCGACCAGACCGCUGAAAAUCUCGCAUGAAAUAAAUACAGGCAAAAAUAUACCGAUUUACCCAAAACCUCAAAAUCCCACGCAAGUGCCACUACAAUACCCCCAAGUGCAAAAGGUCAACUCUCAUGCAGCAAGUAUACAAAAAGGCAUGUGUACAGCAGCGAGCAACGAGCAACCGCCGUUACCUCCACGUAUUCCGUUACAUAAAAACAAUACCCCACCCACAUCGCUUCAAACUGGUGAAUCUCAGCCUCCCAAUAUUCCACCAAAGGAAUUUUUAGUGAAACAACAACAUGGUAAUCCAGACUAUGGUAGCGAAGACAUAAGUAUGUUUUUACGAAAUAAUACCGAAAUGGCAGAGGUGGGUAAAUUACCACAGUUGAAUAUUACCAACGAUGGUGAUACCGACAGUGAGGUAAUGUCACAAGCUUCCGAUGUGUCGGAGAAAAAACGAACUUGCACUUCCCCGAUUCCGGAGCGUAAACCGGAUUCGGAGGAAAAAGACAUUUUACGGAAAGAUUCAACUGUGAGAAAUUAUUCGCCGGCAGCGUAUAAGUUUUUUAUGGAACAACACGUAGAAAAUUUGAUAAAGAACUAUUCACAACGACAAAACAGAAAAAUGCAGCUAGAAAAAGAAAUGGCAAAAGCGAAUUUGUCCGAGGAUGCUCAGUUGCAAAUGAGGAGAAUGUUGCAACAGAAAGAAUCCAAUUAUAUUAGAAUGAAAAGAUCAAAAAUGAAGAGAGACAUGUUUGAGAAGAUUAAAAAAUUAGGUGUUGGUGCUUUCGGAGAAGUGCAUUUGGUGAAGAAAAAGGACAUUGAUCAGCUGUAUGCUAUGAAAACAUUGCGGAAAAUAGACGUUUACAAACGCAAUCAGGUCGCGCACGUGAAAGCGGAGCGUGACAUUCUAGCGGAAGCUGACAACGAAUGGGUGGUUAAAUUAUACUACUCGUUUCAGGACCGUGAUAACCUAUAUUUUGUGAUGGACUACAUUCCUGGAGGGGAUUUAAUGGGAUUGUUAAUCCGGAAGGAAAUUUUCGACCAGCCCUUGGCCAGGUUUUAUAUCGCAGAACUAGUGCUAGCGAUUGAAAGUGUGCAUAAAAUGGGUUUUAUUCACAGGGAUAUAAAACCGGACAAUAUUUUGAUAGACAAAAAUGGGCAUAUCAAGUUGACGGAUUUCGGACUCUGCACGGGAUUCCGAUGGACCCACAAUUCCAAGUAUUACCAAAAAGAUGGGUUCCAUCCUCGUCAGGAGUCUAUGGACCUGGGCGACUCCCACACAACCGACUGCAAGUGCCCGAAGCAGAAAACCCUAGACCGACGGAAAAUGCACCGGAAAUGUAUCGCUCAGUCCCUCGUCGGAACGCCAAACUACAUCGCACCAGAGGUUCUGUUGCGUCAAGGUUACUCCUCAUGCUGUGAUUGGUGGAGUGUCGGUGUAAUUCUUUACGAGAUGUUGGUUGGACAGCCGCCAUUCUAUGCCAAAACUCCUCUUGAAACACAGCAAAAGGUUGUAAAUUGGGAGCGCACACUAAAGAUUCCAAACGGCAUGUUGAAUCCAGACGCAACGAACAUUAUCGAGCGUCUGUGCUGCGGAAAUGAAAACAGACUCGGCAAAAAUGGUGCCGAGGAAAUCAAGCACCAUCCGUUUUUCGCUCCCAUCGAAUUUGAAGGAUUGCGAAAACAGAGGGCUCCGUGGAAGCCAGAAAUCAAACACCCGUUGGACACGUCGAAUUUUGACCCUGUCGACAGUGAUGAAGAAAGUGAUGACGAAGUCGACAAACGGACUUACGAACAUCAUAUGGUGAAUGGGAAGUACCCAGAUCAUGCGUUCUUCGAGUUCACGUUUAAGAGAUUUUUCGAUGAUGCGGGGCACCCAUACCCAAGCAUAAAACAUACGAAGGAGUCAUUGUUAUCGAAAGAAAGUGAUAAACAUUCGGAAACGAACAGUGAAGCAAAUUCACCCGUGUACGUGUAGCAGAAGUUGAUAGUAAAAGGUCAUUUUCAGACUAUCAUUAUUUGCUCAAUUUGGUUUGUGACUUUUCUGGUGCAGAUUUAUAAGUCCAGGUCGUGGGUUGUGCAAUUGCAAGCUACAGGAGAGUUAUAAUACAACAGCUUCUAACUAUGAUAUUGAGAAGGGUAGAAUGACUGUUACUGCUUUCAUUUCCGGAAGGGUUUUAUUUUGGCAACUGUUUUUUGAAAAGUUAAUAAGGGACUGAAAAAUAAUAUUAAGCUUAAUAAUAUAUUAAAUAAUAUAUGAAAAACUUUAUAGAACUUGUUCACAGACGUUUUAUCAUUGUAACAAGCAUCUUUUUUACAUAUCACAUGAAAUUAAUGUUUUCAAUAUCUGGCCAUAUAAAGGGUGAUUAAGUCCCUAAAACGAAGAAAAUCAUAUCAUGUUAUUGGACUUCAAAUAUUUAUAUACCUAUAAAUCUCAUGGAAUUUUAUAAGUAAAAAAGUCACUAACAUUGACCACACAAAUUUAAAGCAAUUUACAGAAUUUUUUGUGCUUAUUAUUUGUGUUAUAAUAGAUUUUCAAUUAUCUGACGAUGAAGAUUGUGGCAUUUUUUAACUAUGCUUUAAAAUUUGAACAAAUGCAGAACAAAUGGCAAAAUCUACAUUUUUUAAGUAAAGAAUGAUAUAUGGUUUCAAGGGAUGUAGGAUGAAGCUUUAUGGAUAUGCUGUAUUCUGAUAUAAAAUAACAUUUUCCAAAGGUUUUGGAAGCUUGUGACAUUUGCCAGUAUAGAAAAGUCUGUGUACAGCAGAAUUGUAAUCAAAGAUAAAAGUGCUUCUUGUUAAAUGUAUUGAUAUUUAUUUUCUCGUUCAUUUUUUAUCAUUUUUUUUUUAUUUGAAACUAAAGGGGCAACUAGUUUCAUAGAAUUACUCAACACAGAUUCCAUGUAUUUUUCGACAGGUUUCAUAAUGUGUUCAGUGAUAGUUCACAGGAAUGCAUUUUUGUGUUUUAUUUUGAAACUUCGCUUUUAUAUUGGCAUUUUAGAUCCUUGGUAAUCUUGUUUUUACUUGUCAAGUAAUUCCUUUGUGUCAAAAGUUAGGCUCUUUUUUUAUAUCCACAGCUGUUGAAAAAAAUGAUGUUAAAUUUGCUGUGUUGAAUAAUUUGACAUUGGCAAAACUUGUAUUUUCCCAUCAAUUAAUUAAUUAAUUUCCACAUAUAUUUUUUAUGUAUUUUUUUUUAAUUCAAAUAAGAUCAUUGUUUUUAAAACUCUGUGUUUUCAUAUUUUUCACUCUUAGUAACAUUUAUUAAUAUCUUUAUUUGUGAGAAAGUGGCCUUUUACUAUUCAAGACAAUGAACAAUUUUAGACAAUGGGUAACUAUGGCUUUCUGGUGCCUUAUUUGUGUUGCCAUGGAAACGGUUGUGAAUAUUAUUCCAUCUCGGUAGAUUUUUUCCGCAUUUAUAUUUGACUAUUUUUUUUUCAUUUUUCAAACACUCAGUACUUUUUUCUAUAUCCCAACAACAACAAUACCAAAAACAAAAUCAGCAACAACAAAAAUAAUUUGAUCAAACAAAAUCAAGAUAGACAUAAAUUUAUAUAAAUGAAAAAAAAAAAAAAAAAUGUCUGAAAUUUUAACGUUUUAUCUGGAAAUUAUAAAAAGGGGUGUGAAGGUUUCACACAAUUUCCAUGGCAACUGUUUGCAAUGCCUGUGAUAUUUCCCUGUACAUUGUUUCUGUAGUGAUUUAUACAAAUGCGUGUUAUCUAUGCACAUUUCGCUUUACACAUAUCAUGUACAAAAAUAUUACAUUCAUGUUUGUAAAGAAAUGAUUUAUUACCGAAUUUUACUAUAGAUAAUACACUAAGACAGAUAAUAUGCCUGAGAAAAAAACAAUAAAUAAAAUGGAAUGAAUAAGUCAUAAUUGUUUGUUUCAGUGUAAGAUUGUAAUAUAUUUCACUGAGAGAGCACUAAGAGAUAUAUUUCAUGAUUGGCGUAGCCACUAGUAAAAUAUUCACUUUCACCGGUCAUUUUUUGAAACAGUGAAAUAUAAAUUUUAUUUUACUGUUAAUUUCAAUUAGCCACGGAAAGCAUAUAAUAAAAUCUCUAAAUACUAAAUUGACUACAGUUAAGAAACAAAACUGAAACAAUUUAUUUCAAGUCCAUUAAUACCAUCUAUUGUACUUGGGCAUUAAAUUCUUAAUCAUAUUCUUAUAAUUGCAUAUUAUCUAUUGUGAAAUUCGGUACUCGUUCAAAUGAUAUUGAGGAGUUAUCUUAGUUUUGCCUAUUGUAAGGACAAUUCUUUUCUUUAACACUUUAAAAUAAUUCUUCUUUUAGAUGUUGAUUAUACACAUGUAUAAUUGUACCAGGGUGUUAUUGAUAUUAUUUAUUUUAAAAAAACAACCAUGUUUUACAA
Mya arenaria is the source of this 6576-nucleotide messenger RNA. RefSeq names its product serine/threonine-protein kinase LATS1-like. The record is from RefSeq and is a predicted model, not a curated record. NCBI's taxonomy places the organism in Eukaryota, Metazoa, Mollusca, Bivalvia, Myida, Myidae. Gene Ontology annotation, molecular function: ATP binding; protein serine/threonine kinase activity. The transcript has 7 exons. Gene Ontology annotation, biological process: regulation of organ growth; positive regulation of apoptotic process; hippo signaling. The coding region runs from base 571 to 4191 and encodes 1206 amino acids.